Ostrinia nubilalis (European corn borer) is the source of this 1881-nucleotide messenger RNA. RefSeq names its product girdin-like. Gene Ontology annotation, biological process: clustering of voltage-gated sodium channels; cilium assembly. The transcript is spliced from 12 exons. The coding region runs from base 166 to 1692 and encodes 508 amino acids. Gene Ontology annotation, cellular component: centriole. The record is from RefSeq and is a predicted model, not a curated record. NCBI's taxonomy places the organism in Eukaryota, Metazoa, Arthropoda, Insecta, Lepidoptera, Crambidae.
CGUUAAAAUAACAAAUGUGAAAAAAAUGUGUUGCCUAGCAACAGAAAGGCAUUACAUUCCGCGGGAAAUGUAAACAAAUCGACUUUACUUUGCCUAAUAAAUAAUGGUAAUAACUUGUAAUACCUCCUAAAUGUAUUUGAUAAUUUUUAUCCUACAUAAAAUAACAUGGAAACUACGACCUUGGAUGCCCUACAGACAGAAGUGGAUUUUUACAGGGAGAAUCAAACCGCAGUUGAUCUAGAAAUCCGCAAAGUGAUAGCUGACAAUGAAAAACUUUCGCAACAAGUGGAAAUGCUGAUGAAACAAAAACUACAAAAUGGCACUCCAAUAUCAAACCCCAACUCUGAUCCUAAUAGUCCAGAAACUGAAGAACUGCGUAAACAAAUUUCAAUCCUUACAAAGGAAAGAGAUUCUUUGCACGUUCUAUGGCAAACAUCACAAAAAACUAUUGACGCGUUAGACGCAGAAUUAAAAUUUUACCAAAGUUAUGAGGGCAAUGGGAAUCAGAAUGUAAAAGAAAACAUAAGGGAUUUACAAUUAAAACUUGAAACUGCACUAACUGAUUAUGUAGAACUGGAAACUAAAUAUAAAGAACUAAAUACUAAGUGCAGUAAAUUAGAAAGUGAUAUUAAAAAUAAAGAAAAAGAAAUCAGUGAUUAUAAAAAUAUAAAUGAUCAACUAGAACAAAAGAUAAAAGAAGUAUCUGAAUCAUUAGAAGAAUAUAAAAUUAACUUAGCAGCUGAAAGAAAAAGCAACGAAGAUCUUAGAGCACAACUACUUUUAUGCCAAAAAGAAAGUGCUGGUAAAAUAAGAAGAGAGUUGGAAGCGAAAUCUAAAGUGGCCGAAGCACUACAGCUUUUCGAUCUCGUAACAACACAAAAGAAUGAAAGCCACAAAAAAAUUAAAGAACUUACAGAAACAAUAGCACAACUCAAGAAAACUUUGUCGACCAUAAGACACGAUAUGGAAUCAAGUUACAGAAAAGAAUUAGAUGAAAUCAAAGAUAAUUACAAUGAGAAAGUAACAGACAUGCUUCACCAUAUCAGGAAUUUGGACACAGAACUUGUAGAGAAAGGCAUGUUGCUAAACAAAGCAAUGAGGGACAACAAAAUCCUACAGCAAGAAAAUGAAAACUAUUUAAAACAGCAAAAAGAUAAUCUACAAUCAGUUGACCCAAAGUUAGCUCUUGCUGAACAACGACUUGAAGCAAUGUUUCAGGAAUUGGUCUCAUCAGAGAGAAGAAAUAUCCAACUUGUCUGUGAGAAGCAAUGCCUGGCCAUAGACAUACAGAGAAUACAGGAUAUUCACGCCAGAGAAAUAAAAAGAAGAAAUUGGGAAGAAAAUCUGAUGAAAACACAGAAUGAAGAAAUGAAAUUACAAAUAGAACAUCUUCAGAAAUCAUUAGAUGAAACUCACAAUAUGAUAAAUAAAUUACAAGCCAUGCUUGCAUCAAGAUCUGAAUUAAAUCAAAAGAUGGUGUCAUCAAAAGAAGAAGAAUUAAUAGAAUUAAACAAACAUUUAGCAAAUCAGAUGGAACUUAACAAAAAAUGGAAGGAGUCUUAUGUUGAAAUGACUGAAAAACUCAAGAAAAGAUUAGUAGAUCUGCAAGAAGAAAAUAAAGAAUUAAGGAAAAAGCUCAAACUUCCUUCUGAAGAAUCAUCUGACCAUGAGAACAGUAAUGGCACCAGUUAAUCAAAAUCAUUACUUUCAUAAAAGUAUUAAAUGUGCAAUAAUAGUAGUAGUAAAAAGUAAAAGCAUUUUUAUUUAUUAACAUUAUUUACAUAUUAAAGUUUUUACAGUUUAACAAUAACAUACCAUUACUAUAAAAACUGCCCAUCAAUGCAAAAAAAAUCAUUGUGUUGGAUACAGCAUCUCUCUCUA